Messenger RNA from Sycon ciliatum, 1832 nucleotides. RefSeq names its product phytanoyl-CoA dioxygenase, peroxisomal-like. Gene Ontology annotation, molecular function: phytanoyl-CoA dioxygenase activity. Lineage: Eukaryota; Metazoa; Porifera; Calcarea; Leucosolenida; Sycettidae. The record is from RefSeq and is a predicted model, not a curated record. The transcript has a single exon. The coding region runs from base 186 to 1205 and encodes 339 amino acids. Gene Ontology annotation, biological process: fatty acid alpha-oxidation.
AACACCGUUCUCUUUUUAUGACAGAAGGGAGGUGAAGGGUCCAACUCACUCCUAAACUAAACUCUUCUCCUCUUCACGUUCUUUCAACUUCUUACCCCUGGCCUUGUUGGAGAGGUGAUGACUACGUAGAGAUAUUUCAAGGAUUGCCAAUUUGCUGAUUGGUUAGUGAAUACUUUCCAGCCACGAUGGCCUCGAGCAGGCGCUUGGAUGUUCUGACGUCCCAUUUGCGUAAGCCAACUACUGACUCUCUGGAGGUACAGGUCACCUCAGCAUCUGGUGCUACCCUCCCUACCUCGUAUUGCGCAGCCGAUUCUGCACUAACAGCAGCCGAAAUAGAGCAUUACGCUCGGCAUGGAUUUGUCGUCAAGAGGGGCUUGGUUGAUCGCCAAUCCACACAGCAGUACAAGGAAAGGUUUCGCCAAAUCUGCUCUGGCGAGGUCAAACUAGAUCCAUCUGCACUGAUCAUGAGGGAUGUGAGCAUUGCUCGCUCCGAGUACGUAGUGGACGAGAAAGCAAUAACCAAGGUACAGAACUUCCAAGAUGAUGAGGUCUUGUUUGGCUACUGCAGCCACCCGGCCAUUCUACCGUACGUACAGGCCAUUGCCGGCAAUGACCUCAUGUCGAUGCAUACAAUGCUGCUGAACAAACCACCCGACACGGGCAGUAAGAGCUCGCGCCAUCCGCUUCACCAGGACCUGCACUACUUCCCGUUCAGGCCCGCCGAUCGGAUCGUGUGCGCGUGGACAGCGUUGCAGCAUGUCGACCGCGAGAACGGUUGCCUUGUAGUACACCCUGGAAGCCAUGCCACCAAUCCACUACUGGCACACGGCUAUCCGGAGUGGAAGGGCGGUGUCAACAAAAUGUAUCACGGUAUACCUUUGGAGAGUAUGCCACCGAAGUCCGAAAUGGUACAUUUGGAGAUGGAAGAAGGUGAUACAGUCUUCUUCCACCCUCUACUCAUCCACGGCUCUGGAAUGAAUCGAACAGACGGCUUCCGCAAGGCAAUCUCUUGUCACUACGCCUCCUCUCACUGCGUGAUGGUCGAUCUUGCGCCGACGCAGAAGAUCAUGGACGACGAGGUGCAGGAGAUUGCUCGCAUUCGCCUUGCCAAGAUGGGAAUGGCCAGCGCUAAGCUGACGACGCACGACGCUUGGCGGAUUCGUGCUCGUUUGGUGUCUGGCGAACACGGCAGCCUGACUGCUUGAGCGCAGUGCUAGCAACCCAAUACUAGUGGAACGUCCACCUUUUAUAGGAAAGCUGGUUGAGCGAAUUAUCGGAAGUCGGUACCACUAUCCCGUACAUCCACCUUUUGUUUUGACGAUGCGACGGUGUACCUAUCAGCUAAUGCAACCCUGGCCAGUGUUCGCCUGGACAAGCCGUAUCUCCAGUCAUAGCCCAGCAAUUCCGUACCUGGCAAUCAUAAUGCCAAAUUUCUUGUAGUUGCCCAUGCUCUCAACUUGUUUUUUUUCUAGAACGUUAGGUUUGCAUGCAGCUUUGUCGUUUUUUUAUUGUUAGUGUUUGCUUUUAUAGCUCUUGAUUGACAAAUUCACUUCAUUUUAAAAAGCUCUCAAAUUACUAGUUGGCUAGUUGCACUAUUAUGGUAGCAUAUUUAUUUACAUUGAAUCCUACAGCCAUGCAGGCCUGUAGGCAUGUUGGUUUGUUGCUAGCAGGCCACAGGAUAUGCAUAGCGAGGCGUUCUUAUUUUUAUUACCAAAUAUUUUAGAAAUACACCAUACAUGUCAAGCUGUGCGGUUAGGUUUGCCUUGCGAAUAUGCAAUAAGAUAUUGAUCUGUUCAUCACCAAAUACUAGUAUUACUGAUGAUAUAAAAUGC